UUUCGCCAGCUGUCUCCGAUAGGUAGCUGCAACCUUUUUUCGAUUUUUAACUAAAUUCCGCUUAAAUUGCACGUGUGAUUUUGUUUGCGGCCGCGCAGACCAGAUGACUCGUAAAUGGACCGUGCUGCAUGUUUAUAAAAUUAAAAUAACGUCAUUCUUACAAGUAAUGCAAAUAAUUGUGGUAGCGCGGGGUGUGUAGUUUUGUAUCUCGGGGCUGGGAUUUCGGGUUAAAUAUUCAAAAUGGCGGAUGGAGGAGCAGCGAGUCAAGAUGAGAGUUCGGGACCAGAGUCAAGAAUGAAUAAUCCGUCAGAAACAAGUAAAGGUCCAAUGGAGACUGGAAAUGCAAGCACAGGUGCCCAGACAAAUGGACUGGACUUUCAGAGGCAAGCUGUGCAGACGACAAGCGCGAUCACCAAUGCGCACACACAGGCCCUGCUACAACAGUCUAAGUCGGAGGAUUCGGGGGACCCUCCAGCCUCCAGCCAGCUGGCGACGCUGCCCCAGACGCAGCUGAUGUUGGCCGGGGGACAGAUCGCCGGACUGACUCUGACUCCCGCUCAGCAGCAGCUGUUGAUUCAGCAGGCCCAGGCCCAGCUCCUAGCUGCCGCGGUACAGCACUCUGCCAGCCAGCAGAACAACACCACGGGAGCCACCAUCUCUGCGUCCGCAGCCACACCCAUCACCCAGCUCCCCCUGUCCCAGCCCAUCCAGAUCACACCUGACCUGCAGCAGCUGCAGCAGCAGAACCUAAACCUGCAGCAGUUCGUGCUGGUGCAGCCGGGUCACCCCAUCGCCACACAGCUGCAGCCUGCGCACUUCAUCAUCUCGCAGACUCCGCAGGGGCAACAGAGUCUCCUGCAGGCCCAAAACCUGCUAACUCAACUACCUCAAAGCCAAGCCAACCUCCUGCAGACUCAGCCAAGCAUCACCCUCACCACACAGCCAGCAACACCGACACGCACGAUAGCUGCAACCCCCAUCCAGCCACUUCCUCACAGCCAGACGACACCAAAGCGAAUGGACACGCCCAGUCUGGAGGAGCCGAGUGACUUGGAGGAACUGGAGCAAUUCGCCAAGACCUUCAAACAGAGGCGGAUAAAGCUGGGCUUCACUCAGGGGGAUGUUGGCCUUGCCAUGGGAAAACUGUAUGGAAACGAUUUCAGCCAAACCACCAUUUCUCGUUUUGAAGCCCUGAACCUGAGCUUUAAAAAUAUGUGCAAGCUCAAACCACUGCUGGAAAAGUGGCUGAAUGAUGCAGAGAAUCUGACAUCUGACCAGGCCAUGACCAGCCCCAGUGCCCUGGGCUCCCAGGCUAUGGGCUUAGAGGGGCUCAACCGCCGCCGCAAGAAGAGAACCAGCAUCGAGACCAACAUCAGAGUGGCCUUAGAGAAGAGCUUUCUGGAGCAGAACCAAAAACCUACCUCUGAGGAAAUCACGAUGAUCGCGGACCAGCUGAACAUGGAGAAGGAGGUGAUCCGCGUGUGGUUCUGCAACCGCCGGCAGAAAGAGAAGAGGAUUAACCCACCCAGCAGCGGCAGUGCCAGCAGCACCCCUAUCAAAGCAAUCUUCUCCCCCUCCGCCCCAAUGGUGCCCAGCACGGCAAGCCUUGUGACCAGUAACACACCGACCACAUUGACUGUAAACCCAGUUCUGCCUCUCACCAGCACAGCCGUCACUAGCCUUGCUUUCACAGGCACUACCAUCGGGGCUGUGACCACGAACACGGCGUCCGUCAUCUCCUCCGCGCCCAUGGUGACUUCGGCGGUGACCUCGCCGUCGCUCAGCCCGUCCCCCACGGCGCUGCAGACCACGGGGGCGGAGCCGGGCGGGGGGCAGGAGACGGUGGUGGUGACGCAGGCGCCCUCCUCUCUGGCCCCCACGCUCGGAGCGGGGCAGGUGAUGGUGACGGCCCCGGGGCUCUCGGCCGCCCUGCAGGGCGCCACACAGCUGCCCACCAGCGCCAGCCUGGCGGCUAUGGCAGCCGCCGCCGGCCUCAACCCCGGCCUCAUGGCAUCUUCGCAGUUCACUCCUGGUGGGGCCUUGCUGAGUCUGGGUAGCGCUCUCAGUCCGGCUCUGAUGAGCAACAGCACCCUGGCCACCAUCCAAGCUCUGGCGUCCAGUGGGUCUCUUCCCAUCACCUCUCUGGACGGCAACGGGAACCUGCUGUUCGCCAACACCAGCGCUGGCAGCACCCCCAACCUGGUGACCGCGCCCCUCUUCCUCAACCCCCAGAACCUGUCCCUGCUGACCAGCAAUCCGGUCAGCCUGGUGUCCGCGGCGGGAGCGGGCGGGACGGCGGGCGGGGCUCUCAACCUGCAGGUCACCAGCGCCGCCCACGGCGACGCCCACCAGAGCGCGGUGACCUCGGCCAACGCUGCCGCGACUACCAUCACCACAGCCUCCAAGGCCCAGUGAACUCACGGCCACGCCCACUCCUGUCCCUCAAACCCCCUGCUCCUCAUCAUCAUUAUUUAAUCACUUUGCUGCCACCAAAAAGAAAAAAAAAACACUGAAAAAGAGGACUUGUAUUUGUUUUUGAUUUUCUUUUUUUGUGCCCUACCAUUUACUCUUCAGCUCCCUUUUUCCUCCAGACUGGGCUGUGACUGGAGGGGUUAUUUUUCCCUUUCUUUCCGUUUGCCGUUUGUUUGGUUUUGGGGGGCUGUGUGGCAGCGCGUGCCAGUCACUGUCGUCAUCACUGGAGACCAGGAGGUCCUUCCACAGAGGUCAGUUGUCUUGAUUUUCUGAGACUGGGCUGACUGGGACUCGACAGUGGGGCCAUGUUUGGAAGAUAGGAAAAUCACUCCCCUUAACUUCUUUUAAUGAAUUAAUUUUUUUUCCAUCUUCCUCUUUCCU
Megalops cyprinoides (Indo-Pacific tarpon) is the source of this 2853-nucleotide messenger RNA. RefSeq names its product POU class 2 homeobox 1b (gene pou2f1b). The record is from RefSeq and is a predicted model, not a curated record. Gene Ontology annotation, molecular function: DNA-binding transcription factor activity, RNA polymerase II-specific; RNA polymerase II cis-regulatory region sequence-specific DNA binding. The transcript has 15 exons. Lineage: Eukaryota; Metazoa; Chordata; Actinopteri; Elopiformes; Megalopidae. Gene Ontology annotation, biological process: regulation of transcription by RNA polymerase II. Gene Ontology annotation, cellular component: nucleus. Bases 241 to 2415 code for a protein of 724 amino acids.